Saitoella complicata NRRL Y-17804 is the source of this 438-nucleotide messenger RNA. Its product is annotated as RNA-binding domain-containing protein. Gene Ontology annotation, cellular component: nuclear cap binding complex. Gene Ontology annotation, molecular function: RNA cap binding. The record is from RefSeq and is a predicted model, not a curated record. The annotation marks the transcript as partial. Gene Ontology annotation, biological process: mRNA cis splicing, via spliceosome. NCBI's taxonomy places the organism in Eukaryota, Fungi, Ascomycota, Saitoellomycetes, Saitoellales, Saitoellaceae. The transcript has 2 exons.
AUGACAUCCAUCGAGAGAUUAGACGCUCCCAGCUCGUACGUGGACAGACAGCUCAGGGUGCGUCCAGCUACGCACGAGGCAGAAGCAUUAAGAACAUCAUCAACACUAUACGUCGGAAACCUCUCCUUCUACACAACCGAAGAACAAAUCCACGAGCUCUUCUCCAAAUGUGGUGAGAUUAAACGUAUCAUUAUGGGCUUGGAUCGGUUUGCGCACACCCCAUGCGGAUUCUGCUUCGUCGAGUUUUACUCUAGAGCGGCUGCGUUGGAUUGUAUGAAGUUUGUCAAUGGGACUAAACUUGAUGAAAGAGUGAUUAGAACAGAUUUGGACCCGGGGUAUAAGGAUGGACGGCAAUAUGGGCGAGGAAAGACGGGUGGACAGGUGCGGGAUGAGUAUCGUUGGGAGUAUGAUGCAGGGCGAGGAGGAUAUGGUGCUAGA